AUGAUUAGUACUUAUGAAAAUGCUCAAGAGUCUCUUCCAAUACCUCCUGAAGAAGAAAAGCCUCAAGUUCUCGACUCUGAUAUUCAGCCAUGUAGUAGUUCAACAUCUGAAGUCAGUGAGAACGUCAACCUAGGUUGUCCUAAUUCCGAACCAUUGUCUCCAGAAGCUGGUCAUGUGUCUGAAAUUUCCGAGACAGCCCAUCCCGAAAAAAUCUUGCCUGAAGUAAAUACACCUCAAAUUACUCCAGCUAAAGCAGAUGAUAAUGAUCUCACGGAUCUUAAGGAGGAAGAUUCUGUGGUGCGAGAUAUUCAUAAUCCUGCAUUAGUUGAUGCUUCAUUAAUCAAAACCGGUGUUGAUAACUAUUUGAUAUCACUAUAUUCAUUCUCUCAUAACCAGCGUUGGGAAUUCCAUUCUGUGGAUGACAAAACAAAACUCGAAGAACUAACGGUCUAUAGUUAUGAUACUCGUUUAAAAGAAAAGAGAAAUGCCCGAUCAAUAAAAGAUGUGAAUGAAGAACCUGACUUUAUUCCUGAAGAAGAUCACAAUGAUAAAGAAUCCGUUGAUGCCAUAGAAAAAUAUAUUCUUCCUAACAUCGAUAGCGACACACUCACAAGCAGAAAAUUUGAUGUUGAUCAACUUAAAGAAAUUUCGGAUGAUCAAGUCAAAACAUUCUUAACUGAUGUGCACGCAAUUCUCAAGAAUUUAGGUUCCGAUGAAGGCAUGGAUGAAUCUAUGACUGAUAUGCUGUUAAAUAAUUUACUAGUUCAGAUUAUUGGUCUGCAUAAACAUCCCUUGAAAGUUAGCAUCCAACCGCGAUGCAGAUUAUACAUCGCAGACGAACCUUAUGUUACAGCACAUCCUGAAUUUGUGGUUACUAGGAAGGAUGUUUCUAUGGUUGUUGUAGAGGAUAAACAUCUGAGGAACACGUGCCUUACCAAUCCGAAAGGUUUUGGAGAAGCGCAGUUGGCCUUCGAGAUACUCGCGUGUGGGAGUGAAAAUAUGCGUCAAACUUCACGUAAAACUGGUUUAAUUCCAGAUCAAACUAUAUUUGGUAUUCGCGCUAUCUCCACGUAUUUUACAUUUUACAAAACGGUAAUCUCUAAAGAAUAUUGGAAUGAACUUGAUUUCGGCUUACCACAGACCGAGUCAGUUGUUAUUGAAAGGUGGCCAGAAGGGGAACGUUCAGAGGAUGGUCUGGACAUUGCAGAACCAAAUGGGAGACGAGAAGUGUUGGAUGCAUUGGCUAGAAUUCGUCAAUUUCUUUUGCAAUAG
Messenger RNA from Funneliformis mosseae, 1272 nucleotides. Lineage: Eukaryota; Fungi; Glomeromycota; Glomeromycetes; Glomerales; Glomeraceae. The record is from the annotation of a GenBank genome assembly.